CAUAGCAAAUCGACUGGUACUCUUCGUGUGUACAUCACUAGCGUAUGUUGAAUGUUGCUGGUACUGUAGGAUAAUGACAGCUUCUCCGAUACAGUGUUGAUUUCAUUUUGUCACGUGUGUACAAGAUAAAUAGUACGGAGUUUGAACUGUUGAAAGCUAUUAUCGAGUGGUUUUGUCCCGAGGAAGAAAUAUACUGUUUGAUAUCUUAUUUAAUGAUACGGUUGGAAGAAUGAUAAAACACUAUAAUCGUGUUAUAUUUAACAGAAAACAGCGCAAACAGGGAUGUGUGGUAUGACGGUCUGACCAACCACCGACAAAAACAGUGUUUUAGCACACACAGCCAUUGCCUCGAGGUGCUAUACUUAUAAGUGUCUAACAUUACACAAUCAUUAAUUGGAAUUAUACAAAAAAUGAUGGAUUUUAGAAAGACUUACAAAUAGUCACAGUAAAAUUGUAUUUCGUGAAUGAUUCAAAUUGGAUUUAAAAAUGCUUGGAUGAAGAAAAAAGUAUGAAGCAUUUUUGGACAGUAUGGAUGUUGUUAAUGAAUAUUGCUUUAAGUAUAUCCGAUGUUGUGUAUCAUGUUCCUGAAGAACAGAGUGCUGGAAUUUUCAUAGGAAAUAUUGCAUUCGAUUCAAGUUUAAAUGUUAAUAUGAGUGAUGAGGAUUUCCGGACGUUGCGAUACAGUUUUUUGACCGGAGAUAGUCUGGUGCGUUCGAUGUUCACACUUAAUCAGUCAACAGGUAACUUGUACACAACAGACAAAAUCGACAGGGAAACAGUUUGUCAAUAUUUAGAAUCAUGCUUUUUUUCAUUUCAAACGGCAGCGCAAUCAACAAUCAAAAGUUUCUUCAAGAAAAUAACAGUCAACAUUUUCAUAGAUGACAUUAACGAUCAUUCACCUCUUUUUGAUUCUUUAAAAAUUGACCUUGAAAUAAGUGAAUCCGUUCUCGUUGGUACAGCAUUUAACAUUAACGGAGCAAGAGAUCUAGAUACAAGUCCAAGUUACUCACUACAAAAACACAUACUAGAGCCUGACAAUCUUCCAUUUUCAUUAACAUCAAUCAAAAAUUUAGAUGGAACUUCCGUUGUAAGAUUAAUAGUCGGAGGGCCGUUAGAUCGAGAAAUCCGAAAUUCAUAUCAACUCAAAAUCAUUGCACAAGACGGUGGUCUUCCAAUUCGAAGUGCUGAAUUACACGUGAAUGUGUCGAUUCUUGAUGAAAACGAUAAUGCACCAAUGCUUAGCAACUCAAUUUAUAACGUUACAGUGAAAGAAGGAGUAAGUCCCGGCUAUGUUGUAUUGAAGUUACAGGCUUAUGAUUUAGAUUUAGGGCGAAAUGCAGAAGUUCGUUACGUUUUAAGCCCUGUUCAGUCUGACACUAUCAAAAGUUUGUUUUCUGUUAAUGCCACAUCAGGUGAACUUUAUGUACUUAGUUCUUUGUCUCACGGCACAUACAAAAUUAUUGUUGAAGUAAGUGACAUGGGUGUACAGCCUCUUACGACACAAGCCCAUGUGUUUGUAACGAUUGAAGAUACCGGAAACAAUCCACCGAAAAUUCAUGUAAAUCUCCUGAGCGCUGGGGAUGUGGCCAGUAUAUCAGAGGGUGCCACCAUGGGACAAGCAGUGGCACAUAUCGUCGUGGAAGAUCAUGACUCUGGAAAUAAUGGAAUUGUAUCAUGUUUACUGAAUACCAAAUAUUUCUCUCUACAAGGACUGGACAUAAAUGAAUUUAAAGUUAUCGUUGUAGAGCCGCUGGACAGAGAAACAUCUUCCUCACAUUUAAUUACAGUGACUUGUCGUGACGCUGGGUAUCCACCGCUCAGCUUCAGUCGAGCAUUUCUAGUGGAAAUUUUGGAUGUAAAUGACAAUUCCCCUGUAUUUAGUAUGGAUGUUUAUUCUGCUUCCAUUGCAGAAAAUAAUGCUGUUGGGGACUCCCUAAUUCAAGUUGUUGCAAAUGAUGCUGAUUUUGAUAAAAAUGCACACGUCCGGUAUAUGAUACCGCAAAUCAACAGUUCUCUUGUUCAAAUCGAAUCAGAAACAGGCCUUGUACGAACGAAUGCUGUACUCGACAGGGAGCUUAUGCCAAAUGGAUUUACGUUUAGUGUGAUCGCCUUCGAUGGCGGUAGUCCAGCGCUCUACGGAACUGCAACUGUCUCGGUUAAAAUAAAUGAUGUAAAUGAUCAUACACCGGAAUUCGCAGAGAAUUUAUUUAUAUUUAUUGUUGAAGAAAACAUUAAGUUGGGCUCAAGGAUUGGGAGCCUAACUGCAUUCGAUCGUGAUGAAGGUGAUAAUGGGAAGGUAGUUUUCUCUUCUGGAAGUGAUACAGCAUCGUCACCAUUUGUACUCUACUCCGAUGGUAAAAUCAAAACAGCAAAACCUAUAGAUAGGGAGGUUACUAAAUCGUAUAACUUUACAGUCACGGCGUCGGAUCUAGGAAGUCCAACACGCAGUAGUACAGCACGUAUUAAUAUUUUCAUCGCUGACCAAAAUGAUAAUUCGCCUAUUAUCUUAUUUCCAACCGCAAAUAAUAAAACAGUAAGAAUCCCAAAGACUACUUUGCCAGGUACCGUUGUUUCUAGAAUACGUGCAGUCGAUCCCGACGAAGGCAUGAACGGGUCACUCGAAUACUUGAUUGAUAGUAGAAAUGAUUCCGGUGUUUUCCUUAUAUACCCGCAAUUAGGAGAUAUAGUCCUCCAGAAGAGUGUGGGACAUUUGUCUGGCAAGAAAUUUAUCUUGAGUUUGAUUAUUUCUGACAGAGGUAUUCCGAAAAUGUCUAGUUAUGGAAAUUUGGAAAUUGUAAUCGGGAAGGAAGAGACUUCCGGUUUGCAGACUAAUAUCGUGAUUGUUGUUGCUCUUGUUGGUGCUACAGUAAUAACUUCCGCUUGUAUAGUUGUCGCUAUUUGUAUCGUUCGAAGACUUGAUUUUCAUAGAAGAAAUUCUAAAAAUAAACAAAUUGCUCAAGUUAGCAAUUCUACAAAUUCAAACAAUGUAUUGAUAAAUGACAAUGGUGCUACUGACGAUCAGAAUUUAGAAAAUGAACGAAAAAAGAAGGAAGUGACUUUUGCAUUUCAUGUGAUUGAUAACCCACAAAAUCAGAUGAGAUUUGAAACAAGAACAAACAUUAAUGGCCCUGUUGGAACUUACGGGGACCCCCUUAACCAAAAAAUAUUAAGACAUCAAGAAGACAAUAACAGCGAGACAUCCGGAGAAACAAACACAAGUGAUAGUGGCAGGGGAUUAAGUGACGACGAAAUUAAUUUACAAAAAGGGAAGGAUCGGCGUAGACAAACAUCCAACAUCCAUUUGCAUCCUCACUUAAAGUCGUCACAUCCGUUUUUUCAUGAUGGACGAGUACCUAUAUCGCCAAUAGAUCACCCAAAAAGACUAAAAUUUUCAUUUGAUCCAAAUGCAUCUCCAAGUCCCAAUAAGGAGAUGGAAAUCAUUGGAAAUACAUUUUACUAUCAUCCAAAAUCUCCAUCGUUUGAAGAGGAUAGUGGAUCUACUUCCGGUAUACAUACGAUUGAUGAAGAUGUCCAUAGUGUUCAUUUCGCGAAUAAUGUCGUCUGAAAAAUAAUCAAAAUAAUUCCAAAAUGUAUCUGUGAUAUAUAAAUUAAUUCAUAACUAUUUCAUUAGUGCAACUAAUAAACACAUAGUAUCAUAUGCUUUCGUCAUAGUUUUAAGAGGUUAUCCGAUAUCCACAGCAACUUGCGACGAGAAGUGUCCGUAGUAUGUAGAGGAAAAGUGCAAAACACAAAUGGGGUGCACGAUUAAAAGAAGAGGCAGUCAUCAAAAAUUAGACAUAGCUAUAAAAGUUUCAAAGUUUGGUGAACAGACAUUUGCUAUGCUGGAUUUAAACUAGAUGAUACCCAGACACCAAAGACAUCGAAUGUGUUCAUACCGUACAAUGUGAUGUUGAUAUAUUUUACGGAGGUAGAUAUUUGUCUGGUGUAGUCACAACCCUGACAAUAUAAUGUUGGAAUCGAAAUGAACCCGGAAACAAAACUUGUCACCGGCUAUAUCAUUAUGGUUGGCUGACUUGGACAGUUGUUUAAGAUGAAUUGAAUAUAUAAAUCCAGGGCCGAGUAUAUUCAGUGCAGAAUGCUACCUCUAAACUAAACCUAAAAUGAAAUACUCCUUUAACUGGUCUUCCCUCCUACACAUAAGUAUUUAAUGAUAGUCUAUGCAAAUGUUGUCUUAUAGUAUAUGUUUUAGCGUCUUUGUAUUCCAAAAUAUGAAAAAAUGGUUUCAGUGUUCAAUUUUCUGUGUGUUUAACCAUUGUUAUUCCGUCCAUAUAUUUAUAUGUAAUUAAUAAUUAUCAUUAUAUGUUCUAAUACUGUAAUUGUUUAUAAAUACACUUUUCAAUUAUUGACGAAUGAUGUCAUGUCGGUGAUCACCCAGCGAUGUACUGAAUAACUAUUUACAUUUUGAAAUUAUUGCUAUUCGUGAUAGUGCACAUGAAGUUGUAUCAUUGCCUUUCAGAAUAUGUUAUCCUAUCAAACUUUAGAGGACUUCAUUCUGAUUCAAAUACAGGUCACGUGCCCUCGCUUCUCUUACAUGUGUUUUUAUAACAGAAGUGUGGAUGCAGGAUAUGCAUUUCAAUCAAUCUGAAGUGGACCACUCAUCACUGUUUCUGGAUUGCAUUCAUUUUCCCUGCUCUUUAGAAACUUGAAAAUUAUCAAAAUCAGAAGUGUAUUACUUUUGUUUCAGUGAGUCGAUUUUUUGUUGGCUUAAAAAAAUACGCUCAAUAAAUUGACAGUUUUGUGAGGUAUUAAGUCACAGGCUAAUGUUUGUAUUUUGCAGUUCAAAUGAUUUUUUCGUUUGCAUCAAGUGAUAUUAAUUAUCCUGGGACUCUUUUAAUUGCCAGAGGACAGCAAUUGAUAAAGCAAAAACUGACACUGUAUUAAUCAUACACAAAUGUGAAGACUUCAUCAAUCUUCCAGAGUUUCUUUGGACACAAUAUUAAUCGCCACCGGAAUAGGACAGAUUUAAUUUUCCUGUAUUCCUCCAUUGAUUAACAGCUAUUAGUCAUGUCGAGUUUAUACAUUGCUGACCCUUCGUACUUAAAACCGCGAUAAAAAAAAUGGAAGCAACAAAGAUGAGUCAAAGUAAAGAUUUGAACAAUCUUGUCUUUUUGUAUCAGUUUCCCUAUGUGUGUGUAAAGGUCAUCAUAUAUAAACAUCGGGAUGAUAUCAUCUGUUGCUAACUGAUAAUUUAAAUGAUGCUAGUGCUUGUUUUAAACCACUGUGUUGUAAACAUAAAAAAUAACGUUGAACAUGGUUAUGAAAUAGUUGAUAGGGUUUUUGUUCUAAAAAAAAAUCUCUUUUAAAUCUACCCACUUUAGAAAAAAUGUAUAGUGUUCCUCAUAGCAAUUGUUUUUACUUAUCUUUAUAUAAAGGCUAUGUCAAUUCUUUUUGCACUGUAAAUUAAUGAUUUUU
Messenger RNA from Mytilus trossulus (common blue mussel), 5433 nucleotides. Its product is annotated as protocadherin-9-like. The record is from RefSeq and is a predicted model, not a curated record. Gene Ontology annotation, cellular component: plasma membrane. Lineage: Eukaryota; Metazoa; Mollusca; Bivalvia; Mytilida; Mytilidae. Gene Ontology annotation, biological process: homophilic cell-cell adhesion. The coding region runs from base 509 to 3565 and encodes 1018 amino acids. Gene Ontology annotation, molecular function: calcium ion binding. The transcript is spliced from 5 exons.